UAACUUAGCAGAAGGCAACUCGCCCGCGAUUAAUCCUUUCCAGCUACAACAAAUAAUUAAAAUUUUCAGGCGUACUUGUAACGACCACCUCUCGGAAGGACUCCCAAAGCCAAGGCCCUUGAAUAGAUGACCAAAUCCUUCCCAUGGGCUUCCGGCUCCAUCGAGGCGGCCUCUUGUCGACCAUGGGUGUGUUGCUAAACCACAGCCACCUCCAGGUACCUAGGAGGUAGCCAAUCAGGUCAAACAUCCAUUAAAUGGAAGUAUGUGACUGGAAUGCUCGGUUGUCACGUCGAUUUCUACUCAUCUCUUCUACCACUCUUGGUCCAUCUGUCUAAAUUAUUAUGCAUGUUCGAGUUACAUAGAACUGUUUUUCAAUGAGGCUUCUUCAAGUCCAUACGAGAAAAUUGGAAGAGUUUAAUGGAAAUGCAAUACCGCCUUACGCCAUCCUUUCACAUACCUGGGGGAAACACGAAGUAACCUUUCGGGAUGUCUCCAAGUCAUAUUAUAAGAACCGCAAAUUUUGUAUGAAAUUGGAAGGAUGUUGUCGCCAAGCAGCCAAAGAUGGUUUCCACUAUGUGUGGAUCGAUACCUGUUGCAUAGACAAGUCAAGCAGCGCCGAACUAUCCGAGGGGAUCAAUUCGAUGUUCCAAUGGUAUAAAAAAUCAACUGUCUGUUAUGUGUACCUGGCGGAUGUAUCGGCUGAGGACGAUCCCUUUAACACUCCGUCGGAGUUUCGAAAUAGCCGGUGGUUCACGAGGGGUUGGACGCUGCAAGAGAUUCUUGCGCCCACGGAGUUGGUUUUCUUCGAUAGGGUCUGGAAUGAGAUCGAAGUUGAUCGGAUAAGCCGAUCUCCAAGCCCUUCUCGAAUAGACCGGAAUAUCAAUGCACUCCAGAACCAGCAAUACUUCAAUUCACCCGCCCUGCUCAGGCUUCUCUCCGAUAUAACGAACAUACCCAAAAGGGCAUUGGAUACUGGGGAUUUUUCCCAGUUCUGUGCAGCAGCUCGGUUAGCAUGGGCCGCUCACAGGGAAACGAAGCGAGUCGAGGACCGAGCAUACAGUCUUUUUGGUAUUCUCGAAGUCAACAUGCCAUUGAUUUACGGCGAAGGGGAGAAGGCUUUCAUACGUCUCCAAGAAGAAGUCAUCAAGUCGCGAGACGAUGACAGUUUGCUAGCUUGGGGGUAUCGUUCAAUACCAGGGGCGCAUCCCGGCAUCUCUCGCAACGGGGUCCUCGCCCAAUCACCUUCUGAAUUCAGCCAGUGCCACAGUUUUCAAAUACUCGAAAGCGAAGAAACAGGCCCGGAUGUACCGCUCGCGACGUCACAUUCUGCCAUGACCAAUAUUGGCUUACAGACGUCAAUUCCCAUUCGCUCGAUCGACACCAAGAACGGGAUAUACAUUGCAAUUCUGAGGUGUCUUGUUCCUGGGAUAUACGGCUCUAGGAGCCAUCUAGCGGUUCCUCUAGUUCGCACUAAAGGAGGUAGCGAAAACCAUUUCAGUCGCGCGCCCGGCAGCCCGCCUUUUCUUAUACACAGGGAGAAACUGGUCUAUAUAAUCAAUCACUCGAGGCUCUUACGUGUCGCCAGCAGAUUGCCUUUGUUAUGGAAACUCCUCGUCGCGAAGCCAAUCUCAACAUCAAUUUACUUGCGAGAAGGCUCCCCGAAGACACCCGCAACUCCCACUUGGUCAAAAUCAAUGAAAAAUGAUUGCGAGACAAUGAGUCUACAUAUUGAUGAGAUAACAUCGGCAGGCUACGAGAUCGCAUCUUUUUACCCCCCUUGGAUAACCAGGCGGCCAGUCAAUGGAAACCGUAUGGUUCUUCGACUAGGAUCGUCAAAUAAGUCAAAAUUCAUAAUCGUAUUCUCAAGGCCUAGAGAAUUUUCAACUGGAUUUCUAUUUUUCGCGAUAUGCAUAAGCGCAAAGGCUCGCACGAUAGCAAGAGUGGACCACGGGUCAGCUUUGGAGUAUCUUAUGGAACAAGGCCGAGGUCUAGAAAUCAACAUGAACCACCAUGGAACGCAUAGGGAAGAACUUGAAUUGAGCGAAGAAGCCGCUGAUGGGCAUGUUCGAUGUGUCAAUCGCGUAUCAUUCCAAUACAUGUUCGGCGAUGUCCGGAUUAAGUGUAAUGUCGAGCGUGCGUAUACGGAUAUUGGUGACAACGAGCCCGAGCAAGAACAGUCUCCGGGCGCGACGCCCUCAGUCACCUGCUUAGAAGAGAUUGACCAGCAUUCAGUGAGGGGUACUUACCGCUAAGCCACGAUGACAGAGCGAAUAGUAGCUUGACGCUGCAUGCAAUACGACUUACUUUGCAUAUGCCCGAGCCCAAUUAACGGACAAGGCUGGGAGCGAUGACCGCGACUAUAA
Molecule: messenger RNA, 2363 nt
Organism: Hypoxylon trugodes
Lineage: Eukaryota; Fungi; Ascomycota; Sordariomycetes; Xylariales; Hypoxylaceae
Product: HET-domain-containing protein
Exons: 2
Coding region: 375-2252 (625 amino acids)
Source: RefSeq, a predicted model, not a curated record